This is a messenger RNA of Wasmannia auropunctata (little fire ant), 1200 nucleotides long. RefSeq lists its product as uncharacterized. The transcript has 3 exons. The record is from RefSeq and is a predicted model, not a curated record. Lineage: Eukaryota; Metazoa; Arthropoda; Insecta; Hymenoptera; Formicidae. Gene Ontology annotation, biological process: proteolysis. The coding region runs from base 1 to 1200 and encodes 399 amino acids. Gene Ontology annotation, molecular function: zinc ion binding; nucleic acid binding; aspartic-type endopeptidase activity.
AUGGACCUGUUCCUCGGUCAGGACAGAAAGAGGGAGAUCGAUCACUCGAACGGUAUCUAUUUCGGUGACGAUGGACGUUUGAUGCUCGGUGACAAACAAUUUGAUCUUGAAAAGGACGAUGCUAUACUCGUGGACAACGUGAGGUACCGCGGCACGCGAGGAUUGUACGAAUUGAUCUUCAUGAAAAAGCCCGAUAGACAAUUCAUCACCCUUCCCGACAACAUGACGUACAAGAGUAUAAUUAUGGCAACGAACCUCUACAACCGUGCCUACAAAGAGGGCGAACGCAUCAGAGGUAACAGGGGAACGAAGUACACGGAGUUUAUCAAGCCGCUCAUAUCCGAGCAUCUGAAACGUAGAAAGGGACUGGGCUUGCCUGUCGCCAUGACUUUUAUUAAGAACUUUCUCAAUCAUCAAAUUCCUGAAGAACAGGUGGGAUUUGUGAAAGACAAAGGUACAAGGGAACAAAUUCUCAAUGUACGUCAGAUUAUUGAGAAGAGCCGUGAGUUCAACAAACCGGUCGUGCUAUGUUUCGUCGACUACGUGAAAGCAUUUGACUGUGUGAGUUGGGAGAAGCUGAGGAAGGUCGUAAAAGAAAUGGGAGUAUCGGAACACCUAAUCAGUCUUAUCCGCAUUCUAUAUCUGGACAACGGAGCCUAUGUAAAGAUCGACUCCCGGUACGCCAAUGUCUUCAAGACAAGAAGAGGAAGAAUUUGUUACGUCUGCGGAUCGUCAGAGCACGUGGCGAGAGACUGCCCUGAACGGAAGCAACCUGCAGUGUCGAAGGCUGACGGAAAAUCAACUACGACAACGAACCUCAUACAGCGCGCCGUAUUUCCAAAACCGUAUAUGAUUACAGUGAAGAUAAGUUCGAGCAAGAAGUAUGGUAAAGUAGAUACCUAUGUGAUCGACGCGAUAAUUGAUUCAGGCUCACCAAUCAGUAUUAUUCGAGAUAGCAUUGUCAAAAAAGAAGCUUGUUCCCCGAUAGACGAAGAUAUUAGUCAGUUUUGCGGAAUAAACGGUUCGCGACUUGAAGUAUUAAAUAUCUUUUACGGCCAGUUGGAAGUACAAGGCGUGUGUACAACCAUAAAAUUCUAUAUUGUACCCGAUAACAUGAUGGCGUAUAAAGUACUGUUAGGCAGAGAUUUCUUAGCGUGUCCGUCGUUGCGUGCUACUGUCGGAGAUACUGUCGGAAAUUGA